Molecule: messenger RNA, 2219 nt
Organism: Silurus meridionalis
Lineage: Eukaryota; Metazoa; Chordata; Actinopteri; Siluriformes; Siluridae
Product: M1-specific T cell receptor beta chain-like
Exons: 12
Coding region: 37-1494 (485 amino acids)
Source: RefSeq, a predicted model, not a curated record
AGGACAUUCACAGAAAGAAGUGAAUAAUAUAUAAAAAUGUUCACACUUGGUGUGCUGUUGUUGCUGCUUCUAGGCACUCGUGAGACCUUAGCUGUACAAUUGCUACAGGAAAGAUCCUCAGUAAUGGCUACUGCUGGGAGUACCAUGACUUUUCAGUGCAAUAUAGAUGCAAGGUUUAGCAUGAGCAGCUAUACUAUGCAAUGGUACAAGCAAGCUUAUCAUGGUGCUCCUGUACAAUUCCUUAUGAUGGAGUAUGAACUGGCCACGAAGAAAAUGAGCAUUGCCCUGGUUAAAGCUGAGAAUAAGUUCAGCUUGCACGUUUCAAACCUCACGCUGCAGGACGGUGGUGUUUAUUACUUGCACUGUGCCAAUGCCAACCCAGCACACUUUGGAGCUGGAACAAAACUCACUGUCUUAGAUCCAAAUAUAAGCAUCACAAAGCCUGCCUCUGUCAAGGUGCUCAGUGUUUCAGAAAAGGAAACAUGUACAAAGACAAAUGUCACACUGGUGUGUGUGGCUAAAGGAUUCUACCCUGACCAUGUGAAUGUGUACUGGACUGAUGAUAACGGCAACCGCUCCACUGAUGUUAGUACAGAUGAGAUCGCCACCCGAAACGGCAGUUUCUACAGCAUCACCAGCAGACUGAAUAUCAACUACAAAACAGAAUGGACUAAAGGCUUAACAUUCACCUGUAAUGUUGUUUUUUUUGAUGGCACAGAAUACUCAACACACUCUGACUCUGAAACAGGACCAAAAAUUGAGAGCGAUGGAGAAUAUGCGGCUGAAACGUAUGUUCGAAAAGUGAAAACAACUAUGUUGGGUUACAGCAUGUUCAUUGCACAAAGUUUGAUAUACGGCUUAAUCAUCUUGGUCAUCGUUAAGAGACAGGGCAAGUCAAAUUUAUGUCAGGCCUUGUGUCAGUGUGCCAGCUUUGCUGACUUGAAGUUUGGCCCUGGGACAAAACUAACAGUUUUGGACCCCAACAUGAACAUCACCAGUCCAGCAAUAGAGUUGCUGCCACCUUCCCCGAAAGAGCUCUGCAGAGCCAAGAAAGACUUCCAUAAUGUAACCUUGGUGUGUUUAGUCUACGACUUUUAUCCUGAUCAUGUUAGCAUUAGCUGGGAAGUGAACGGGAAAGAGAGAAUGAAUAGUGUUGCAACGGACCAUGCCGCCCAAAAAAAUCCAAAAACCAAACUUUACAGCAUGUCCAGCAGACUGAGUGUCCAACAAACUGAGUGGACCAACAUUAAAAACACUUUCACUUGCAUUGUUACUUUCUACAAUAAAGAUGGCUACAAGAAGAUUCCACGCAGCUUCAGAUAUUCCCCAGAUAAAAUACCAGUGAGGGUGUAUGCUACAGUGCAAUUUGGAUACUUGAUGUUUCUUGGCAAGAGUCUACUGUAUGCUGCAUUUGUCAGCAUUAUAGUGUGGAAAUUCAAGGCUUCAAAAGAAAAGACCCUGAUGACUGAAGAGGAAGAGAUUGUAGACAGCUAAAUAAUAUGGAGCAAAUAUGCUUAUGAUAGAUAGAUAGAUAGAUAGAUAGAUAGAUAGAUAGAUAGAUAGAUAGAUAGAUAGAUAGAUAGAUAGAUAGAUUAACUAAAGAAUAAAAAUAAAGUUUAAGAAUAUAUAUGUACAGUAUAUAACUAUAAACUGUUAAGCACUGAAAAAAUUACAGGAUUAUUAGCUAAUGUAUGUUAUUAAAUUUGCAUGUAACUGCUUCAAAGAUAAAAGUUAUAAUGCAGGCUAAUAUAUUCUGCAUUACUGUACAUCUAUAUUAAAUAACCUUUCAUUAUUUUCUGUAUAUUUCUAUAGCAUAUAAAUAUCGCCCUCUCCUUUACUGGCAUCUUUUAGCAGAUUAGUUAGUAUUCAACAAAGUUCAGCUUAAAAAUGUCAUAAGUACUAUUACUUUAGUGUAUUUAAAAUUGCAUUUAUUCUUUUAAAUAAUCCACUAUUAAACUAAUGUUUAUAAAUUGAAUAUGCAUUUCAACAUUAUAAGAAAUAUCAAGCCCACAGUGUUUACCAUGAACAAUUUAUUUCACAUGCAUUUUUGCAGUUGAUAAUUAGUUUACAAAGUUUAGAACCAAGACUCCAACAUUUAAUUUUUAACGUAGGCAGCCAUAGUCUCUCUUUAGCAACUGUAAUAUCAUAUUUGCUAAUGUGAAUGAAAAUUAUUAUUUUUUUUUAUUAUUAAAUAAAAUGUGGUGGUCCCCUGGUGGUCU